Messenger RNA from Sporisorium graminicola, 633 nucleotides. RefSeq lists its product as uncharacterized. Gene Ontology annotation, cellular component: COPI vesicle coat. The record is from RefSeq and is a predicted model, not a curated record. The coding region runs from base 1 to 633 and encodes 210 amino acids. The transcript is spliced from 2 exons. Lineage: Eukaryota; Fungi; Basidiomycota; Ustilaginomycetes; Ustilaginales; Ustilaginaceae. Gene Ontology annotation, biological process: retrograde vesicle-mediated transport, Golgi to endoplasmic reticulum; intracellular protein transport; intra-Golgi vesicle-mediated transport.
AUGACGUUCAACAACUUGACGCUAUACUCCACAUCGGCGGUGCUCAUCUUGGACACCGAUGGCAACCGAGUGAUUGCCAAGUACUACCAGCCUCCUCACGCUGCCAGCUUUCUUUCGACAGCUACACCCGCACAGCAGAACGCAGUGGCUAGCACAACGCCGCAACUGUCUGCCAAGAAUCCACUCUCGACACUCAAGGACCAGCGUGCGUUCGAGAAGGCCAUCUUUGACAAGACCAAGCGCGCGACGGGCGACAUCAUCCUCUACGAUUCGCAUCUGGUGCUGUUCAAGGCUUCGCUCGACGUCAUCUUCUAUGUCGUCGGACCCGCGGCGGAGAAUGAGCUGAUGCUUUCGGGACUGCUCAGUGCCUUCUACGAUGCGACGAGCAUGUUGGUGAGGCACCAGGUGGAGAAGCGUGCUAUCCUGGAAAACUUGGAUCUGGUGACGCUGGCGCUGGACGAGACGGUGGAUGACGGCAUCAUCCUCGAGACGGACAGCACGACCAUUGCAUCGCGCGUAUCUCGACCUCGACCGGACGUCAAUGAGAUUCAGAUCAACGAACAAACCAUCAUGAGCGCCUACUCGAGUCUUAAGGAACGUGUCGCACAGAGGAUCCUGCAAGGAGGACUCUGA